GGGAUCGACUGGGCUUCUUUCUUUGUCGCCCUUCACCUCUCACUUUUGUCUUAUCCAGCAAUCUCGAACGCCGCAACAAGACAAUCGCCAUUCUUUUCAUCCUGCCACGCCCCCAAAAUUGACGAGAGAAAGCUUGUGCAGGCACAGCGUCGACUCGAUUCCCGUCCAUCGCUCGCGCCCAUUUCAAUCGCUCGCCUUCGCCCAACUUCGCCGUAACCACUUUUACGCGCGACGGACUUUUGGACUUUGGGCAGCGCUUGAACGUCAUCAACUUCAACUUCCAUUGUCCGUCUUUGCUCUCGUUAUCUUCUCUCAACUCACGCCAUGAGGCUCCUGCCUCUGGCCCUCGUGCCUGGCGCACUGGCCAUUUCACUCGACAUCAAUGAUGCUAACAGUGUGUCGUCGGCCGCCUCGAGCGUGGCGUUCGACAUGAUGUCCUCAUACACGGGGAACCAAAGCGGCCAAGUUCCUGGGUUGUUACCGGGCGGCUUGAGUUGUGAUCCCAAUAAUCCAUCGAUUUAUUGUUGGUGGGAGGCCGGCGCAAUGUUUGGCUCGCUCAUCAACUACUGGCAGUACACGAAUGACUCGACAUACAACCCCGUGGUAUCACAGGCACUGCAAUUCCAGCGUGGACCCGACAACAACUUCAACCCACCUAACCAAUCGAAGAGUAUGGGUGUCGAUGACCAGGCUUUCUGGGGCUUUUCUGCCAUGGACGCCGUUGAGGCAAACUUCCCCGAGUCUGAUGAAGAAGACGCUCCUUCGUGGUUGUCGCUAGCCCAGGCUGUCUACAACUUUCAGAAGGUUUUGUGGGAUCCUUCCUCUUGCGGCGGUGGAUUCCACUGGCAGGUGUUUCAAUUCAACGCCGGGUACAAUCUGAAGAACGCCAUCUCUAACGGUGGGAACUUUCAGCUUUCUGCACGUCUUGCGUACGUGACGGGUAACUCAAGUUAUGCCGACUGGGCCAACACAGUCUAUGACUGGAUGGCAAGCAGCGCAUUGAUGCAACAAGACCCAUCUAGCGGCAUUCUCUAUAUCUGGGACAACACCGACUCCGACAACAAUUGCACAGACCAGACGAGAUAUGUGUGGACCUACAACUACGGCACCCUACUCGUGGGUUCCGCGUACAUGUACAACUUCACGAAUGGCAGCCAGAUCUGGCUGGAUCGGGUCAACACGAUCUUGAACAGCACUUUCGCAUUGUUCUUCCCGUCGCAGUACGGUGGCAACAUCAUGUCGGAAAUUCAGUGCGAGUCGACUCUGGUAUGCGACCAGGAUCAAAAGAGCUUCAAGUCAUAUUUGGCAAGAUGGAUGGCCGUGACCAGUCUGCUCGUGCCGUCUACGGCGCCUCAGAUUCUUCCAAAACUCCAGGCUAGCGCUCAGGCCGCCGCAGGACAAUGCGACGGUGGUGCCAACGGUCGCGAAUGCGGCAUGCAGUGGUAUACAAGCACUUGGGAUGGCUCGAGCGGUGUUGGACAGCAGAUGGCUGCAUUGUCAGUGAUCGGUUCUACGUUGAACCGGCAAGAUUUGACUCCGAAGUCCACGAGGACGGGCGCAACCUCGAAGAGUGACCCGAACGCUGGGUCCACGGCACCAACCAAUCCUGCUGAAUUGCGAGACAAGAUCACUACAGGUGACAAGGCUGGGGCAGGUAUCCUGACCCUCGUCAUGGCCGCUCUUGUCAUUGGAGCAGCUGUUUGGUUAGUAACGUGAGCGAAGGGGAUUUUCUUGGGUACGGAGCCAGAAUUGAGACGACGGUCUCGUGGGGUAUCCGUGCUGUUCACGAUCUACGCCUCUCUAUUUUCUAGAGUUUGGACACAAAGUUCACGUCUUGGGCUGCAUCCGGUGUGUUUGUAUAUUACUGGGAAGGGCAGGCACAUAAAAGAUGCGUCCGAUACCAUAGCAAAGUCGAUUUCAAUGUCCAUGGAUUUCAGUGCUUGCUCUGCGUGCCUCUGCAGUUUCAGACUGCGUAGUUCACGCUACUUGAGGAAAUUCCUCUUGCCCCUCCGCCUAAAGCGCCACUUCAAGUCCACCAGCCCGCUCAAUGUCAUGGGAUAAUUUCUUGUGUAUGUCCUUCAAAUCUAGCAGCCGUG
Molecule: messenger RNA, 2096 nt
Organism: Cladophialophora immunda
Lineage: Eukaryota; Fungi; Ascomycota; Eurotiomycetes; Chaetothyriales; Herpotrichiellaceae
Exons: 2
Coding region: 325-1716 (463 amino acids)
Biological process (GO): fungal-type cell wall biogenesis; carbohydrate catabolic process
Molecular function (GO): mannan endo-1,6-alpha-mannosidase activity
Source: RefSeq, a predicted model, not a curated record